This is a messenger RNA of Mytilus californianus (California mussel), 4972 nucleotides long. RefSeq names its product plexin-B-like. Bases 488 to 1024 code for a protein of 178 amino acids. Lineage: Eukaryota; Metazoa; Mollusca; Bivalvia; Mytilida; Mytilidae. Gene Ontology annotation, molecular function: semaphorin receptor activity. Gene Ontology annotation, cellular component: semaphorin receptor complex. The record is from RefSeq and is a predicted model, not a curated record. The transcript has 6 exons. Gene Ontology annotation, biological process: regulation of cell shape; regulation of GTPase activity; semaphorin-plexin signaling pathway involved in axon guidance.
UUCAAACAAAGGAUAAUCAAAUAAUGGCAACAGUAGUAUAUCGCUGUUCGAUAGUCAUAAAUCAACCGGUUCCAGAUGUUACUUGAGUUUUCAUUUAUUUUUAAUGGUAAAAAUUUAUUUAAAAUCUGUAAACUUUGUCAGAAAUAAAUCCAGCAUUAUUAUGAUUAUCUCUUAUAUUGGACAAUAGCCUCAAUAUUCAUUUAUUUUUGUAUUAACGUAGCAUUGACAAAUCAUGACUUAGGAAUAGUGAUUUGUCUGUGUGUAAUUGGAAACUGAUUUUAUUAUGUUUAGGAAUAAUAAUAUUUAUCAUAUUUUCUAGUCUAAUCUACCAGAUGACGAAAAGUCGAAUAGACAACUUGACUUUGGGAACAUCUUUUUGAAUAGAUUAUUUCAUACGAAGUUGCUCCUAGCAGACUACAUUGAUUCGACUUUUGAGGAAAUAGUAGAUCCGCAAACACUAUCGAUUCCAAUUCGUUACUUCCUCUGCAUGUUGGAUAAAUUUGGAGAUGACUUUAACAUUGAUCCAGAAGUACUGCAAUCAUGGAAAAAUGAGUUUUAUGCUACACGAAUUUGGGCUCCAUUGAUUGGUAAACCAGACAUACUGUUUGACGUUAAUGUGCCUGGUCAUGUCGGGCCAUGUUUGGACAUUCUGAGACAAGUCUUUGUAGAAUGCUUCACACAGACAGCCCACAAAGUAAACAAGGAUUCACCAUCACAGAAAUUAUUGUUCCAUAAAGAUAUUCCAAGAUACAGAAAACUCAUCGGUCCUUUCUUCAAACGGGUAGAGCCAGUCAAUGAUCAGGCAUUCUGGAGUGAAAUAGACGAACUAUCAAAUAAACAGAAAGCAGAACUGAAGUUCAGCAGACAGUUGAUUCUUCAUCAGAUAUAUAAUUCGUUCAUUGGAAAGUACAGAAGUGAAAUAAUUGAGGAUUUUGAGGAUAUGGAAGAAAGCAAAGACCUCCAAUUUGCAAAAAAGGUUGAAGAAUUCAUAGAUUUGAUGGAAGAAUGUUCAAAUAAUUCUUAAAUGAAUAUCACAGAAACUGUAAAUAAGAGAUUUUUCACAACAUUCAUGUCUCACUUAUAAUGACAUUAAAGAUAUCUAUGAGCGUAAAGGCUUAAAACUUGUCAGCAAAUUUAAUGAAAUCAUAAUUUUAAUGAAGUAAGCGUUCCUGCAUUGUUAAUUGAAUGGCUUUAAGAAAUACUUUUUCUCAAAUUUAAAGCCUUUUUCUGUAACGAAAAAGGAAAGUAUGCUAGAUACACUUAGUGGAAAUGUGAAGAUAUGAUUGAAGCUUUAAAUUUUCUCCUGGACAACAUAUAUGUACGUUUCGGCGAUAGAAUGUAUCGACAGGUAGUAGGUAUUCCUAUGGACACUAACUGCGCCCCUUUAAUAGCAGAUUUAUUCCUGUAUUGCUAUGAAUCUCAGUUUAUGACCAAACUCAGUAAGGACACGUCAUUGUUAUAUUUGGUUGAUACAUUCAACAAUACCUUCCGUCAUCUAGAUGAUAUUUUUUCGUUAAAUAAUCCAGAGUUCUCUAAAUAUACUACCGAAAUUUACCCAAUUGAACUUACUUUAACUAAAUCUAACAUAAACAGCAGUAGUUGUCCUUUUCUGGAUUUGGAAAUUUCAAUCUCUAAAGGAAAACUCAAUACGAAAAUUUACGACAAAAGAGACGAUUUUUCAUUCCCUAUUGUUAAUUUUCUUUUUUUAGACGGCGAUGUUCCUUUGGCUCCAUCAUACGGUGUAUAUAUAUCCCAACUCGUUCGUUAUGCCCGUGUGUGUAGUGAUGUCAUAGAUUUUAACGAACAUAAUCAAUGCAUCACUGGUAAAUUAUUAAAUCAAGGAUUUCGUUACUAUAAAUUACGUAAAACUUUUGCUAAGUUCUUUCAUAGAUACAAAGAUUUGAUUAGUAAAUUUGGCUGUACUUGUAGAAAACUGAUUAAAAACGGUAUUUCACAUCCUAAAUUUUACGGUAAUAUUGUACUUAAGGCGCGGAAAUCACUAUGUGAUCCGUGUAAACUCAUCGAACCUUUAAACAGGCUUAUUAGUAAAGGUUAUCUUACCAAUGUUGUAAUUAGAUCUUUGAAUAUAGUUUACAUUGGCACCAAUAUCGAUUUUGUCAUCAGCAAAUUAAAACAUAACUAAAGUUGUAUUUUUUUUAAAGUGGGAUGUAUAAAGACACACCCACGUUCGUUUAGAUCUAUAAAGAGGUUAUACUCCUAACUAUCCUACUGUCUGUCGAUACAUUUAUUUUUGGCAUUGCACUAGUCAUGUCUUCUUUGACUGUCCAUGACGUUAAAAUACUAAAUCCCUGGGAUGUGUUUUAGUUGAUUUUAGUCUCUGAUGCAUGAUUUUUAUUAUUAAUUGUUUUGGCUUUUAACUAGCUGUCAGUAACUGCGAGUACUCUCAAAUCGUACUUUCUUGUUUAUUUGACCUGUUGAUACUAAUUGUAUUGCUUUUUUGUUAUUUAAUGUUAUUCAGGGUUAUAUCUGGUCUAUAUACCAGCUUUUAUAAGUGUUUGGUAUAACUAUAAAUUUUCAAUUCGUACUAUGAACAUCAAAAUUAUUUAUUUUGUAAUAAUAUUUCCUUUCUCUAUUGGUACUGUACACGUAUACCUGACAACAAAAUUAUUUUCAUUUACCUGUGUUUAAAGUUAUUGCAAAUGGAUGGUAUUUUUGUUCGAGCAUAUUGUUUUUCUUUAAUUGUUUAACAUUUCUUACCGAUAUAACAUGUUACUUUUAUUAUUCUUCCCUUAGUUUAUUUAUUUUGUAUUCAAAAUUAUUAAUUUUGUAAAAAUAUUUCCUUUCUCUAUUGGUACUGUACAGGUAUACCUAACAACAAAAUUAUUUUCAUUUACCUGUGUUUAAAGUUAUUGCAAAUGGAUGGCAUUUUUGUUCGAGCAUAUUGUUUUUCUUUAAUUGUUUAACAUUUCUUACCGAUAUAACAUGUUACUUUUAUUAUUCUUCCCUUAGUUUAUUUAUUUUGUAUUCAAAAUUAUUAAUUUUGUAAAAAAUAUUUCCUUUCUCUAUUGGUACUGUACAGGUAUACCUAACAACAAAAUUAUUUUCAUUUACCUGUGUUUAAAGUUAUUGCAAAUGGAUGGCAUUUUUGUUCGAGCAUAUUGUUUUUCUUUAAUUGUUUAACAUUUCUUACCGAUAUAACAUGUUACUUUUAUUAUUCUUCCCUUAGUUUAUUUAUUUUGUAUUUACAUUGUAUCAUAGGUCAAAUUUAUUUGUUCAGUGUAUGUUCAAUGGUGUUAAUAUGUCCUUUGAUUGAGUUAAGCUAUUUCAGUUGAUAUUUUAUAGUGUGUAUUUCUAUGUUGUGAUGUUACACUAUUGUUUCAGAAAAAGGGUGAAGGUUUGGUACCAAUAAAACGUUUAAACCCGCUGCAUUUGUUUGCACCUGUCCAUAGUCAGGAAUCUGAUGUUCAGUAGUUUUCGUUUUUUUGAUGUGGUUCAUAAGUGUUUCUCGUUUCUCGUUUUUUAUAUUGAUAAGACCGUUGGUUUUCCCGUUUGAAUGGUUUUACACUAGUAAUUUUUGGGGCCCUUUAUAGCUUACUGUUCGGUGUGAGCCAAGGCACCGUGUUGAAGACCGUACUGUGACCUAUAAUGGUUUACUUUUAUAAAAUUUUUACUUGGAUGGAGAGUUGUCUCAUUGGCACUCAUACCACAUCUUCUUAUAUCUAUCUACUAAUAAGUAUGCAUGAUUGAAAUCGUCUGAUGACCGCUUAUUGGAGUUGUUGCUCUUUAAUGAUGAUUUUAACUAAUUUUUUGCGUCUUUGCCUAAUAUCCAGAAAAGAUUAAAAAGAUUGAUAGAAACUGAAAUAAACUCAUCAUAGAUACCAGGAUUAAAAUUGUGUACGCAAGACGCGCGUUUGGUCAACAAAAGACUCAUCAGUGACGCUCGAAUCAACAACAGUGAAAAGGGUCAAAUAAAGUAAACUGAUCAGCCAGACCAGAUCUCCAAAUAAGCCUACUGGCCGAAACCAUCAGUUCACACCUUAUUGGAGUUAUUGCUCUUUUAUUACAGUAUUUACCCAUUUUCAGUGUUCUGCCUAAUAUCUAAAUCUUUUAUAGAUAGAUAGUCACUUUAUAUAACAAAAAUGAUCAGCAAGACAAGAUCUACAAGUAAGUCAACAUGGCCUUAAUCGUCAGUUGUCUCCUUAUCGGAGUUCUUGCUCUUUAAUGACGAUUUGCACCAAUAUUUUGCGUGUUUAACUAUUAUCCUGAAGUCUAUAAAAGAUAGAUAGAUACUUUAGAUAGCAAAAAUGAUCAGCAAGACAAGAUCUGAAAAUGUUGCCGAAAUCGUUUUUAGACUCUUUAUAGCUGUGAUUGACCUUUAAUGACAAUUUUUUUACCCUUUUUUUGUGAUUUGGGGAAAAACUAAAGACGAUAGAGAGAAAAAAAAAUGAUCAGCAAGACAAGAUCAACAUGAAUUAUAUUCUAGUUCACAAUGUUGAAGAGUGUUUAUUCUUGAAGAUGCCCAUCUGGACCUAGGUUAGCGACACAGGGCCUCAAGAACCCCUAAUUAAGUAAACCAUACGGUAAUUGACAUGUAAAUAAUACGUCGAGGUUCAUUGCAUUAGUCUUAUGUAAAAAAAAGAAAACAAUUGCAUACUAUACGUGUUGGAAAAAUUAGAUUUUUAACCACACAUCCGAGUUUGUUUCCGAAAAUCUUUGAAAAGGUCGUUUUGUCUUUUUUGCUGACCAGACACAAAUUAAAAGUUACACGAGUUCUGGAUUUGUAAUGAAUUAUAAUAUUUUUAUAUUUUAUUUUGGAAAAGAAGGUUAACAUGGUUAAACAGUGUAAAGGAAAGGCACAAUUUGAUUUUUAAGAAGGUAUGACUUUAAGGAAGUGCGUGUCAAAAGGACCAUUAUUUUAUAUGUGUUAAUGCUAUUUUAAGUACUUAUCUAUUGUAAUUAUGUAAGAGCAAAUCUUUUUACUUAAGUUUAAUAAAUUCUUUCAAACAUUUAA